UACCGCAAGCCCGCCGAGCCGACGGGCGAGGAGGACAACGAGUGCUGCAUCUGCCUCGACGAGUUCGAGGACGAGGAGCGCAUCAAGAAACUCCGGUGCGGCCACCUCUUCCACUUGAACUGCAUCAAGAAGUGGCUCCUCGCGGACAUGCGCUGCCCGACGUGCCGCCAGCCCGUCGCCGACGCGGCGCCGGGGUAG
Messenger RNA from Aureococcus anophagefferens, 198 nucleotides. RefSeq lists its product as hypothetical. Lineage: Eukaryota; Pelagophyceae; Pelagomonadales; Pelagomonadaceae. Gene Ontology annotation, molecular function: ubiquitin protein ligase activity. The transcript has a single exon. The annotation marks the transcript as partial. The record is from RefSeq and is a predicted model, not a curated record.